Messenger RNA from Trichobilharzia regenti, 2661 nucleotides. The record is from the annotation of a GenBank genome assembly. Lineage: Eukaryota; Metazoa; Platyhelminthes; Trematoda; Strigeidida; Schistosomatidae.
AACAGUUUCAUCCUCAUAAACUUUUCACCUUAAGCAUAUAAACAUCAAAUUGUAAUCGAUCAUUAGGAUAAGUGUGUUUUCUAAGUACAGAGGCAUGAUAAAUAGACUGCUCACAGAACAUAAUCUGCUUUGUUCUCACAAUAGUAAUGGGAUUAUACACUAGAGAAGAACUGUUAAAACUCAUAGAUUGACUGGAAACGUCAAAUAACACAAUUUAUAUUUAUGCAUAUAUUUCUUGAUAUUUUUUUUUGUUAUUUUCAAUGAUUAUCAUUACAUUUUACUAUUUGUCAUAUUAAAUCAUCAAAAGUAAUACAGGAAUUUAUCAUGAAUAACAAAAACAAGGAUAUUUUGUCUAACAAUCCUAGCGAUAUUCUCACCAGUAAUAUCACAAAGCACAAUAAAUCAAAUUCCCAUCCAUCAUCUUAUUUACCCUGCCGCAAUAAUGCCAAUAACAGUAGUAGUAGUAGUACGACCGGUCGAAAUGUUAAGGUGAAUGAAUUGAAGAACAAACCUUCAAGUUCACUCGGAACUGCUUACUGUCCACAGCACGGAAUAUUACCAAUCGUAAAAACAGCUUAUGUUUACCAGGAUAAUGAUUUGGACAAUCGAAGCAGUGGUAUACGCUUAGCCAUUCAACCAAAUCACUAUCGAAGUUUGGAGGCACUUCUAGAAGAAUUAACUACAACAGUGUCAACGGUUACCUGUAAUGAACAAAAAAUGUAUGCACCACAAGUGAUGAGUAAAUUUAAGUCAAUGAAUGAUAUACAAAGUAACAGUUACUAUGCAUACUCUGACUAUCCAACGAAAUCAAGAGGUAUAUCACUGGAUCGUAAAACAACUAAUAAAGCCAACCGGACCAUUGACUAUAAGCCUUCAUCACUUUCUACAUCAACGUCUUAUAGUAGACUAGUUCUACCCAGUUAUUCACUAACUCCUUCAAAGCUAGAUUUAAAUAAUCUUUUGAAUAGGUAUACCACCACUGACACUACUAACAGUAAUAAAUUCAACAAAACAACAAAUUGUGUUUAUCUGCCAACACUUGAUACGCUUAUUGUUGACUCCGAUGAAACCACCACAUGGAGACAAUUAAAACAAGUUAAACGUAUUUAUGUUCGCUUGAAUGGACAACCACGUAUAUACAAACCUGUGUUAGUUAGACGAAGAUACAUUAAAAAACUUGACCAAGUGUUGCAAGAAUUAAGUGAAUUAUUCCGAAUUCCUAUACAUAAAAUUUAUACAUUGGAUGGUGUAUUAGUAGAGACAUUACGCGAACUACUUGACGGUCCAAGUGAAUUUGUUGCGGCUGGUCUGGAGCGUUUUCGUCCAAUCCAAGAAAUAAAACAACCGGCUAGAUGCCUCAGUCGUAGUGUAAGUCGUACGAAAAAUCAAACUAGAUCACGGAGUAGCUCAGCUCUACCCCCAAUAAAGCAGACUUAUGAACAGUCAGAUAAAGUAUGUGAUUCAAAUGCUGGAUACACUGUCUGUCAGGUGUUCAUUAAAUCUGGUCAACAUGAUCCACAGACAGGUGAAAUGUACUCAUCUAUUUGUACAGCGAACCCAACAAUUACAAUCUGUAAUAAAUAUCAAUCUACUCAACCUAUAUUACUUAAAUCCGCUUAUAUUUGUACAAUAAACCAAAACAACAAUGGAAAUACACAACCUGAUCAAGGUAACGAAUCAAGUGGAUCUGAUGUCACAAGCAGUACACUGACUGGACCAUUUUGUCCAGGAAGUGUUGAUUAUUUUGAAAUACCCCUAAAUGAUUUUGGUGAAAUCAGUAAAAUACGCCUGAGUCAUGAUGGUUACGGUAAUUACCCUGAAUGGUUACCUGAAGAGAUAUGCCUAAGAUUAUCACCGGGUAAUGCUAAUCAGUCAAUUGACUCAUUGAAGAUGUACUCUCAAAAUAAUCCCCCUUCAAAUAAAUUACAAAAUUCAGAAGAAGAAAUUAGUUUUUCAUCUCCAACCACUACAUCAUGUGAAAUGACAUUUCCAUGUAUGAGAUGGUUGUCAAGAUAUAAAGCAGACGGUAGUCUAGUGCGUGAAAUCGCUGCGCCUGGAACACAAAUACGUGAUCAAGGACGCUUAUUUGGAAGAAUCCUGAAAGCAUAUCCCUUAGACAUUGCAACAUUAUUUCAACAAGAAGAAAGAUCUCCUGUAAUGCAAUAUCAACUGAUUACAAAGACUGGCAACCUUUGGAACGCAGGUGUCAAUGGAGUUAAUGUUAACAUUCUACUACAAGGUGAUCGUGGCGACACAGGACAACGGACCCUGUGGAAUGAAGAAGUAGACAGAAAGAAGGCUUUCUUAAGAGGAAAAACAAGCAUAUUUAAUGUGGAGGCUGUAUUCCUUGGAAGACUGAAGGCACUCACCAUAUGGUUAGAACCGAUUGAUACCGGAAAUGAUAGUAACAGUGUGACUACUGAUAGCGGCUGGUAUCUGGAAUAUGUAGUUAUUCACCAACUCUCACCAACUUUCGAUUCAGUCAGGAGUCAAAGAAGUGUUCCAAAUAACUCUCUUCUGCCUUCUUCUCCGCCUACACCUCUACCACCGCCAUCAUCGUCUCCAUCAGUUACAAAUACUGAUAGUUUCUUAGUGAAAACCAAACUCUCGAACUGUAAGGAUGCUUGUGGAACCUAUCUUUUCCCUGUUUUCAAUGGUUAA